CGCGCAGCGUGCUGUCGUUGGCCGGGCGGCGGGAGGAGCAGGAGAGAGCGGUGAUGCCGACCAGCAGGGACAGCGUGAUGUCGUGCCCGGUCGACCACCAGCACCAGGUCCGCAUCAAAGCCUACUACAAAGGGGAUAUCAUGAUCACCCACUUUGAACCUGCCAUCACAUAUGAAAAUCUUUGCACUGAAGUUCGUGACAUGUGCUGCUUUGAUAAUGAACAGCUCUUUACAAUGAAGUGGAUCGAUGAAGAAGGCGAUCCUUGCACUGUCUCAUCCCAGCUAGAACUGGAGGAAGCCUUUCGCCUCUACGAGCUGAAUAAAGACUCUGAACUGAUCAUUCAUGUGUUCCCCUGUAUCCCAGAACGGCCAGGCAUGCCUUGUCCUGGGGAAGAUAAAUCUAUAUACAGGCGAGGGGCUCGGCGCUGGAGAAAACUGUAUUGUGUAAAUGGACAUACUUUCCAAGCCAAAAGAUUCAACAGACGAGCACAUUGUGCGUUUUGUACCGAUCGGAUCUGGGGCCUUGGUCGCCAGGGGUAUAAAUGCAUCAACUGUAAGCUUCUGGUCCAUAAGAAAUGUCACAAACUGGUCACAAUUGAAUGCGGACGUCAUGCACUCAUCUCACAUCCUCACCAUUAUCCCUGGGGAAGCGGUGAUCAGGAUCAUAUGAUGAUUCCAAGUGCAGAGAAUGCGGAAAACAUUGCACCAGUUAUUCCGUACAAAUCUUCCAGCCAAGAAAACCUGGAGCAUGUAGGCGAGGAGAAAGAGGCCAUGAGCAGCAGGGAAAGUGGGAAAGCUCCCUCCAGUUUAGGUGUUCCCGAUUUUGACCUAAUUCGUGUGAUCGGAAGAGGCAGCUACGCCAAGGUUCUCCUUGUCCGACUGAAAAAGACAGAACGCAUUUAUGCCAUGAAGGUUGUGAAAAAGGAAUUGGUUAAUGAUGAUGAGGAUAUAGACUGGGUGCAGACAGAAAAGCAUGUAUUUGAGCAGGCAUCAAAUCACCCCUUUCUUGUGGGACUACAUUCGUGUUUCCAGACAGAGAGCAGGUUGUUUUUUGUCAUAGAAUAUGUGAACGGUGGAGAUCUGAUGUUUCAUAUGCAGCGGCAACGGAAGCUUCCAGAAGAGCAUGCCAGGUUUUACUCUUCAGAGAUCAGUCUGGCGUUAAACUACCUUCAUGAACAUGGGAUAAUUUACAGGGAUUUGAAACUUGACAAUGUUCUGCUGGAUUCUGAAGGGCAUAUUAAACUCACAGACUAUGGAAUGUGUAAGGAAGGCUUGAGGCCUGGCGAUACAACCAGCACAUUCUGUGGGACGCCCAAUUACAUUGCGCCAGAGAUUCUGCGUGGCGAGGAUUAUGGUUUCAGCGUGGACUGGUGGGCACUGGGAGUGUUGAUGUUCGAAAUGAUGGCUGGCCGAUCGCCGUUUGAUAUUGUGGGGAGCUCGGAUAACCCAGAUCAGAACACGGAGGACUACCUCUUCCAAGUCAUUUUGGAAAAACAGAUACGUAUUCCACGCUCCCUCUCUGUCAAAGCUGCAAGUGUAUUGAAGGGAUUUCUUAAUAAGGAUCCAGCAGAGCGACUUGGAUGUCACCCACAGACGGGAUUCGCUGAUAUCCAGGGGAAUCCUUUCUUCCGCAACGUAGACUGGGACUUGAUGGAACAGAGACAGAUCAUCCCACCUUUCAAGCCACAUAUUUCUGGUGAAUUUGGACUUGACAACUUUGACUCCCAGUUCACCAAUGAACCUGUUCAGCUAACUCCAGACGAUGAGGACGCUGUAAAGAAGAUCGACCAGUCAGAAUUUGAAGGCUUCGAAUACAUCAACCCGCUCCUGAUGUCGGCUGAAGAAUGUGUCUGAGUGGCUGACGUCCGCGCGCUAUUGGACCUGUGCCUCCAACCCUUGCAUGUGGAAGAGUUGAAAACAACAAAUGCCUUGCUUCAAUCGCCAAAGCCUUUCCACUCUGCAGCUGACCGUCUGAGAAUGCUCAACCCAAUUCUUGCCCUAAAAAAAGGGGGGAUGAGUGCCUAUAAUUAUCUCACCCUGCAUAACUGUAAGAUGCAGCUUAACUUUCCGAGAACUUGCCCUCUGCAGUUGAGAGACAACCUCUCUUCCCCCCCCCCACCGCCCCCAAAUAAGUCCUAUUGACACUAAAUAGGUGGAUAGUUUUACGUGUGAAGAGCAAGUGCUGUCUUAACAUACCUAAGAAUGAUAGGGUUUUUUAAACCAUGGAGAGAGGUUUGGGUGGAAAGUUGACUAUCCUCAUGGUGUUACAGUAAACCUUGUGUCCGUGAUCUAAAGGCAUUGCUUUCUUUCCUCCUCCUCCCCCCCCCCCCCCCCCCCCCAACAUCUCCAUCAGCCUGCUGCUGGUGGUAUUGCUCAGGGAGAUGGCAGCUGUGGCUAUGGCUAAAACGCUCCUGCAGGUUCAACAUUGCUCUUAUUUGCUGAAAAAAUGCGUCUGAAGCUGGGAUGAGUAUAGCAUUUCGAGCAUCUUGUACCUACUGGCUUGAUGCCAGCAAGGAAAUGUACAGAAAUACAUUUGUCGAAUAGCUUACAGCAUUUAUUUAGUUAAUUGUUAGGUUAUAAGUUAUCAUGUUUUUUGGGGGGGAACCACAUAAAUGAAAACCAUAAAAGAAAAGUGCACAAAUAUACUGUGACUCUACGUGUCUGCACUGCUGUGAAAUAUGUCUUUUUUUAUUUUUACAAAUAUACAAGGAUGAAAUUGUAAUUCUACACCAUAGUGCAUCGAUUGAGAUUGUCAAUCCUGCCACUUUGAAACCAAGUCUCUGGGAUUAUGAGCUGGUUAACAGACAAUUGGGGGUUGGGGAUUGCUUUAUUAUACUGAAGUGGCUAAAAUGGCCCAUCAUUCAUUGUAGUAUCUUGAGCUGAUAUCUCGAACACCACACAUCUUUUUUAGGAGCUGUUACUGUCAUGUUUAAUUGCCCAAAAAACAAACGUACGUGUUCUCAUCCACUGGAUGGAGACUUAAAUCGACAUUUAAAUAUUAUUCACGCACAGUUGACAUUGUAUACAUUUGAAUUUUUGCCUUCUCUUGCCUCAUUAAAGAGUCAAAUUUAGCUUCGUCCAAUAAACAAGGCAUGUCUCCUGAGCAAAGAUUCUGAUAACUAGCAACUUUAUUUGACCAUUCCCCAUCUUUCAGAUUUAACCUGUUUUGUGCAAAAUGAAAGUUUCCUAUCUCAUAAGAAAGCUGUUACAUUUGAUAAAUUGUUAUUAAUAUAUUGAAGAUGCAUCCUGUUACAUUUUCUGAGCUUUAUUCCACAACUCUGCAGUUAAUUGAACAGAUUUAGUAUAGUUGUGGUGUUGCAGAAAACUGUUGCGUUUUCAUUUAUCCAACAAUAUUUUAAUUCUUUCUGUGGUGCGUCUGGUUUUGAUUUUGUUUUUCAAAAAAUCGUGAUGAAUUUGUAAAAGAAAUUAUACAUCUGUUCCUCUUCUACAGAUUUGCAGUAUUUGUUAAAUUAUACGGUGGUGUUGACUUCUGUUUUGUCUUCAGUUUGCAAGGGUUACAUUCAAUAUUUGUUGUUAAUUGGUGGCACUCCUUCUGAUAGAGGACACCCCUCAAAAGCAUUUAAAAUGGAGGUCCAUUGCCUCCCCGUGUCUCUUGUUAAUCUGCUUUGAAACCUGCUUUUAGUCUGGCUAGAAUUACAUGUUGGAAUACGGACCAUUCCCGACAUAGAAAAAAUGAUUUAUCGUGAAGACAAGAGACUGCGGAUGCUGCCACCUGGAGCAAAAAACAAACUGCUAGAAGGACUUUGGGUCAGACAGCAUCACGGUGGUGCAGCGGUAGAGCUGCUGCCUUACAGCAUCAAAGACCCGGAUUCGAUCCUGACUAUGGGUGCUGUUUGUACAGAGUUUGUACGUUCUCCCUGUAACUGCGUGGGUUUUUACCGGGUGCUCCAGCUUCCUCCCACACUCCAAAGGCAUACAGGUUUGUGGGUUCAUUGGCUUCAGUAAAUUUAUAAAUUGUCCCUAGUGUGUAGGAUUGUGUUAACUUACGGGGUGAUCGCUGGUCGGCAUGGACUCAGUGUGCCGAAGGGCCCAACCCGAAACGGCGACUGUCUAUUUCCAUGUUCAGAUGAUGCCUGACCCAUUGAUGUCCUCUUGCAAUUUGUUCUUUGCAACUGAUUUAUAGUGAUGAACCAAAAUUACUUUCUGUUUCUUGAGAUUCAGGAAAUGUGAAUAACAUUUUGGGAAAUGUGUUCCAUUAUUCCAUCCUUUUUUCUGUUAACAUGAAACAAAAACUGUCCCAUUACAGCUAAUGAAACAUGUUAGGAUUUUGGGAUUUCAUUUUGUAUUUUCCUUUCUUUUAUAAUAAACUGGAUUUGUUUUUGAUGGCAGUAAAGAUCUGUGAUAAUUAAUGUAAAAAACUGCUUUUAAUGCGCAGUUCUCCAGUCCAGGCAUUUAAUCGGUGCAAAUGGCCAACUUUCCAGAUUGUUACUCUUCAGCAAGCCACAGAGCCUCUUGUAACUGCUGUUUAGUGAUCUCCACCCUUUGUGGGUGCCGUGGUAACACUCACAGUAUUUUCUGUUUAUUGCAGAAGUUGUCUGGCAUUAGGACUUGCACUGUCGUUGAACUUCCUGUUGUCAAACCAAGUGUCUUAACAAAGUAUGGUGUUGCUGUGCAAGAUGAGAAUUUUUGGAUUCCUUAACUCUUUCCCCAGCCUGUUGCUCAAGAUACCAAUGUGUACUUUAGUCACCUGUGGCAGAAUGGGGUGGCAGAGUGGUGCAGCCGUAGAAUUGCUGCCUUACAUUGCCAGAGGCCCGACUUAGAACUAUACUAUGGGUGCUGUCUGUACAUUCUCCCUGUGACCGAGUGGGUUUUCUGCGGAAGCUCUGGUUUCCAUCCACACUCCAGAGACAUACAGGUUUGUAGUUUAAUUGGCCUUGGUAAAGCUUGUCUCUAGUGUGUAGGAUAGUGCUACUGUACAGGGUGAUCGCUGGUCGGCACGUACUCGGUGAGCUGAAGGGCAUGUUUCGGUCCUGUAUCUAUAAAGUAAAGGAUGCGAUGUGUGUUGAAGGCCUGUCAUUGCCAAGACGUAAGCCAGCACUCUUGUAUGAAUUUGGCCUGGUCACUCGAAUACUUAUUUCCUCAGGAUGCUUAAAACUCAUCAUCUUGUCUGAAUUAAUUGACCUUUCAGUAACGUUCAUUGCCAAGGGAGUGCACAUUUAAUUCUUGGACUCCAUUUCUUAAAAAAAUACCAGCUACCUGGGCACCAGGAGGGGGGUGAGACUUGACCACGGGUCAGAACAAUAAGACCCAGAAGCUGCCGAACAGGUUUGCAGGAGAAUUCCUAAAUAAUAAUUUAAUUGUGUACACGUGUCAAAAGUAAAAGUGAGUUUGGUUGUUAAAAAAUUCAAUAAUCUUAAACUUCAAAUACAAUUGUUAGUAAAACAAAAUAGUGUAGGGUUUAAAAUGGUAUAUAGACAUUAAAAUAUUUAACUUUUCCCUGUAUUGUCCUUGCCUUUCCCCUUAGAAGAUUGAGUUGAGGUGGAAAUUUGGUCUUGUAGAAUAUUUGAUGAAAAUAUUGAAUCUGGUUGAUAUUUUCACAUAGUGUUGCCACUAUUCCCUGCAUUUAGAAAUGGGGAGCUUUGUGACACUGCAGGUUAUCCUAUGUGUUUGAUAACCACAUGACAUCAGUUCUUUUCAACAGGGCAAAUAUCCCUUUAACUGGCUUGAGCAGUGAUCUUAGAAGAAAAUUUACCUCUAAUUGGGGGGAAAUGCCUUUAUAGUCAAAAGCACAGUACGACAAUACAAAUUUUCAGUGCCAAUGCUCCUGUUACAUUAGGAAGAUGAGUUUUAUUUUAUUGCGAGUUGUUAAAGGUCGAACAUGGAUAUAAAGUGCUUGAGUAACUCAGCAGGGCAAGCAGCAUCUCUGGAAAAUGUGGAUUGGUGAUGAUUGGGUUGAGACCCUUCUUCAAACCAGUCUGACCGAAACAUCUUAAAUUCAUGUUCUCCCGAGAGCUGCCCGACCCGCUGAGUUACUCCAGCAUUUUUGCCUCUUUUGUAAACCAGCAUCUGCUGUUCAUCAUUUCCGCUGUUAUUCCUAGAACCAUGGUCAAUUAUUGCAUUUUGUGGAAUAACUGCAUAAACGAGCCUUUUUCUGUCUCUAUUCCAUCUCCUGUAUUUCCACAGAUUUACUUAACCGUCAGUAUACAUAGUAUUGAAGUUCCUUCAUCCCUUUCGCUUUCACUGAACUGCUUUCACAUGAUCCACCAUAGCAAUGUCUCAUUCCCAGCUAAACGCUUUAAGCAGGUGAUGGUAGAUGCUGGAGUGUCACCAUUGUCGGGUUGCCUAUUUCAGUGAAAUUAUAGGGUCUGGUAGACGUGCGCCGCAGUGGAGGUGUAAAACUCCAGGGAACUACAAGAUAUUGUUGUUGGGAGUAGAGGUAAAUUGUAAAUUCUGACUGUUUAUCCCAUUCAGGGUUGGACCGACUGCAGUUUUUGAGCUUGGGCCCUGUGAGCAUGGGCUUUGUGCACGACACAAACAACAUAAGCUGAUUUGAUCUGAAAUGCUCCAAGAUUAUUGAAUUUAAGUCAUCUAGAGUUUUGUCACUUAGUAUUGGGACUUGUAUUGGCAUUGAAUUAAUUUGUGAUCAACAGUUUAUUUGCAAAAGUAUUCCCUCACACAAGCAAGGUCAGCCACUCUGAUGCAUAUCCUCUCUCAGCAUCUUAUUUAACUUUGAAUAGUUGAAUUGUUUGAUAAAUAAUUCUUUAGAGUGAUAAUUAUUCUGAAUGUUGUCAUUAAUUUCCACUAUCUGUCCUCUACUGAACCUUUAAGAUUAACUUGGAAGUAAUCCGAAUUAAUUGUAUUUAAUAUUUCAUUUGCUUUGAUGUGCUGAGCAGCCUUGGUGAUAGUGUGGAAGGUUCCUCAAGAUAUUGGGGGUUUAAUGGGACAGUUGAAAUGUUGAUGUCUUUUGAUGUAAUCUGUGUGUGCCAAACUGCUGUUAUCGAUUGUUUUGGGUUUGUCUUCAGAAAUGGGUUGGAAUUUUUUUGUUGCUUUUGUUUAGAAAAUAGAAACAUAGAAAUUAGGUGCAGGAGUAGGCCAUUCGGCCCUUCGAGCCUGCACUGCCAUUCAAUAUGAUCAUGGCUGAUCAUCCAACUCAGUAUCCCGUACCUGCCUUCUCUCCAUACCCCCUGAUCCCCUUAGCCACAAGGGCCACAUCUAACUCCCUCUUAAAUAUAGCCAAUGAACUGGCCUCAACCACCCUCUGUGGCAGAGAGUUCCAGAGAUUCACCACUCUGUGUGAAAAAAGUUCUUCUCAUCUCAGUUUUAAAGGAUUUCCCCCUUAUCCUUAAGCUGUGACCCCUUGUCCUGGACCUCCCCAACAUCGGGAACAAUCUUCCUGCAUCUAGCCUGUCCAACCUCUUAAGAAUUUUGUAAGUUUCUAUAAGAGGGUUCUUUAAUGGGAUUUGAUUGAAUUCUGCAUUGAUUUCUAAAAUCUACACCAGGACGGCACGGUGGCACAGCGGUAGAGUUGCUGCCUUGCAUCGUCAGAGACCCGGGUUCGAUCCUGACUAUGGGUGCUGUCUGUGCAGAGUUUUCACAUUCUCCCUGUGACCGCGUGAGUUUCCUCUGGGUGCUCCAAUAUCCUCCCACACUCCAAAGACGUACAGGUUUAGGUUUAUUAACUAGGAAGCACGUACUUGCAACCCUGUGCAGUGCCAGAACAAGAGAUCAAAAGUGUAUGCAGGCUAAUUGUGCUGAAUAUACCUGGAGCUGCAGCUGUUGGUUUACUAAGAGAGAAAGUACUGCAGUAACUCAGCGGAUCAGGCAGCAUCUCAAGAAAGGUCCUGACCCGAAACCUAUCCAUGGUCUCCAGAGACGCUGACCCGCUGAAUUACUCCAGAGUUGAAAUGUUAUUACACUGCAUGCACAUCUGUUUAGCUCUCAAGUUGUUCCAUAUCGCUUUGUGUAGAUUAUUGCUUUGAAAUCUGCAUGAUCAGAUCUUGUAUCGGGGGUGGGUCCAUAAUUUGGUUUCUGUCUGUCGAAGUGAAUCAUUGGCUGACCAGCAUAUGGGAUAUUUUGGCCAUUUAAAAUGUGAUCUGCUCUCCCAGUAAAUGUCAAUUUGUAACUCUCUUAUCUUCCCAUAACCUUUGGUUGCACAUAUUCUUUGAUUCCACCUGUGACAGUCUCCGAGAAUAUUGAACCAUUGGGAAGAACCAUAAACGUCUACACAUUGAAUAUACUGCAGUGGUUUUUUUAAAUGUAAUGAGGUUGAGUGAUAAAGGACGCUCCUGUGAAUCGAAAAUUGCCUGUUCUGAAUUUUGUUAAAAACCAUAGUGUUCUGAAAUGCCCUCUGUUGUAUUUUGCUGAAAUAACCUCUCUCCCCAAUACAAUGUUUAUUUUCAAGGCAUCUUUAGAAAUUUCAAGGGCUGUUUCACCAGCUGCAUGCGGGCGGCAUGGUGAAGCAGCAGUGGAGUUGCUGUCUUGCAGCCCCAGAGACCCGGUUUUGAUGCUGACUACAGGUGCUGGCUGUGUGAUCCCGUGGGUUUUCUACGGGUGCUCUAGUUACUUCCCACAUUCCAAAGAUGUACGGGCUUUCUACGUUAAUUGACUUCUGUAAAAUUGUGUAUGGUUGGUCGGCACGCACUCAGUGGGCCAAAGGGCCUGUUUCCACACUGUAUCUCCAAACUAAACUAUCUCGGAUACCAGCGGGGGGGGGACCUUGGAAUUACAUAGUUUGCAUCGACCCAGUAAAGAUAGCACCAGUGGAAGCUUGUCUGAAUCUUAACCUCUUUCAGUCUUAUCACCCCACCCUCCGGGGGAAUAAUUAUUGUGGAAAUGAGGAAAAUGUGUUGGAAAUAACACAUUUUUGAUUGAAAGUUGAACUUCAAUGAUCAGCUGCCAUCUAACGUAUAACUUAAUAAAGGGGGGAAACGCAACAGAACAGAAUGCAAGUUUUAUGUGGAUAUUGUAGUAAUUUGUGACUGCAUUGUAACUGGGGUAGGUGUGUAUGUUGAAAGAUCAAUAUUUUCCCCUCAAAAUCAGGGUUGCAUCACCUGUAGUUUCAGAACUAAUAAAACUAAACAUGCCAUAUUGAUGUGUGUAGGAAGGAAUUGCAGAUGCUGGUUUAUACUGAAGAUAAACACAAAAUGCUGGAAUAACUCAGCGGGCCAGGCAGCAUCUCUGGAGGAAAGGAUUAGGUGACGUUUUGGGGUGGAAUCCUUCAGAGUGAAAUUACUCUGUAGAAGGGUUCCAACCUGAAACAUUACCUAUUCCUUCUACAGAGAUGCGGCCUGACCUGCUGAAUUACUCCACCAUUUUGGAUCUAUCUGCUAUAUUGUAAAUAUGCCUUCGUUUUUCGUUUUUUUUUUUUAAGAGGUCAAGUUCCUUAAGUGCAGUUUUAUUUCUGUGUAUUUCUCUUAUCAGCUGCCCUAAUAAAGCACAAGUGAGCAUUAAAGAUUUGUUUUUAAGGAAACGUUCAUAACUGCAAAGAGCAUGUCAUAACUUUAACAUGGUGGGGUUUUUUUGUAUGUUAAAUAUGUGAACAAAAAGGGAUGAUUCCUUGGAAUAGACUGGUGGGGCUGUACUGUUAAUAUUUUCCAUGAGACGCCAUUAUCUUCAUUAUAUUUGUCCUUUCUGGAGACCUUGCACUUCGUCCUAAUGAUACACAUAUAUCAAUUUGUCAUUUCUUGCAGCUGUGGUUUGGCCAACGUAAUGGAAUGUUGCACAUCUUACAUAUUUUUUCUCUGUUUUCACUUUGGGAUAUGAAGUUCUGAUUUUUUUUAAAUUUUUAAAUAUUUGAAGUAGGGAAGACCCCACAACACAUUUGUUCUUUGUUCUUUAUACACUGGUUUAAAGAUAUUUUUGAAACCACUCUUUGGAUGGUUGUAAUUGGUACAGACUGUCUUGCAUUGAUGUGUGUGUGUGUGUAUCUGUGUCUAUGCUGCAUAUAAUAACACUAAAUGCCAAAUGACAUUUCCUUUCCUCAAACUGGGAGAAUGUUCAAUGGGUUUUAUAAAUAAAGAUUUAUGAAAGGUA
This is a messenger RNA of Leucoraja erinaceus (little skate), 9992 nucleotides long. It is a transcript of the gene prkci, whose product is annotated as protein kinase C, iota. NCBI's taxonomy places the organism in Eukaryota, Metazoa, Chordata, Chondrichthyes, Rajiformes, Rajidae. The record is from RefSeq and is a predicted model, not a curated record. Gene Ontology annotation, biological process: protein phosphorylation. Gene Ontology annotation, molecular function: ATP binding; protein binding; diacylglycerol-dependent serine/threonine kinase activity. The transcript has 19 exons. Bases 54 to 1853 code for a protein of 599 amino acids.